Molecule: messenger RNA, 5672 nt
Organism: Doryrhamphus excisus (bluestripe pipefish)
Lineage: Eukaryota; Metazoa; Chordata; Actinopteri; Syngnathiformes; Syngnathidae
Gene: pip5k1ca
Product: phosphatidylinositol-4-phosphate 5-kinase, type I, gamma a
Biological process (GO): phosphatidylinositol phosphate biosynthetic process
Cellular component (GO): plasma membrane
Molecular function (GO): 1-phosphatidylinositol-4-phosphate 5-kinase activity
Source: RefSeq, a predicted model, not a curated record
CCCAGCACUGAUCCAGCAGUCAGCGGUGGUUGAUAGUCUCCGCUGCAGCCUGAGCAGUACAAUUAACCCGGGAGGAGAGUGCAGAAUGAGCCGCUGUCUCCAACCACAAAUGAAGACACCCUUGCGGAUAACAUGUCUUGCCGUGUGAUUAUCCUCCAAGUAUAAGAUAUCGCAUUCCUUUCGGGCCAUUCAACGGCAUUGUCGUUUACCUGUUUUUUCCCUACACCUCCUGGUGGCUGAAUGGAAGCCGAGGGAGCGGUCGGGCUGUCGGAGGCCAGGGACGGGAGUCCUCUAUCCGGGGCCACAGCAUCCGAUGAUGCUGAUACGGUCGUUGGGGUUAGCUAUGGAAUGGACGCCUCAGACAUGGAUGCUGCAGCAAGGAAAGCCUACAUCACAGAGAUGCCAUCCUCCUCAGGUCUUCCUGGUCAAGGAAAGAAGAUUGGCCACAGAGGGGUGGAUGCAUCCGGAGAAACGACUUACAAGAAGACAACAUCCUCGGCCCUGAAGGGAGCCAUUCAGCUGGGCAUCGGCUACACGGUGGGCAACCUGAGCUCCAAGCCUGAGAGAGAUGUGUUAAUGCAGGAUUUCUACGUGGUGGAGAGCAUCUUUUUCCCCAGCGAAGGGAGCAACCUCACUCCAGCCCAUCACUUCCCAGACUUCCGCUUUAAAACGUAUGCUCCUGUGGCCUUCCGCUACUUCAGAGAGCUGUUUGGCAUCAGGCCAGAUGACUACCUGUACUCCCUGUGUAACGAGCCGCUCAUCGAACUGUCCAACCCUGGCGCGAGCGGUUCUGUCUUCUAUCUCACAAAGGAUGACGAGUUCAUCAUCAAGACGGUUAUGCACAAGGAGGCGGAGUUCUUACAGAAGCUGCUGCCGGGUUACUACAUGAACUUGAAUCAGAACCCUCGCACUUUGCUGCCCAAGUUUUUUGGCCUCUACUGCGUCCAGUCUGGGGGCAAGAACAUCCGUGUGGUGGUGAUGAACAAUGUCCUGCCCCGCGUCGUCCGCAUGCACCUCAAAUACGACCUAAAAGGUUCCACCUACAAGAGGCGAGCGUCCAAGAAGGAAAGAGAGAAGGCCAGGCCCACAUUUAAAGACCUUGACUUCAUGCAGGACUUGCAGGAUGGACUGAUGCUCGACCAGGACACGUACAAUGCACUGGUCAAGACCCUGCAGAGAGACUGCCUGGUGCUGGAAAGCUUCAAGAUCAUGGACUACAGCCUCUUGCUGGGAGUUCACAACAUGGACCAAGCAGAGAGGGAGAGACAGAUGGAAGGCUCCCAAGGCGGCAGCGACGAGAAAAGGCCCCUGGCCCAGCAGAAGGCCUUGUACUCUACCGCCAUGGAGUCCAUCCAGGGAGGGGCUGCCUGCGGAGGGACCAUUGACACUGAAGACACGAUGGGUGGGAUUCCUGCUGUCAAUGGAAAGGGAGAAAGGCUUCUUCUUUACAUUGGCAUCAUUGACAUCUUACAGUCCUACAGAUUAAUCAAGAAACUGGAGCAUACAUGGAAGGCUUUGGUGCAUGAUGGAGACACGGUCUCAGUCCACCGACCUGGCUUCUACGCUGACAGGUUCUUUAAGUUCAUGAGCAGCACCGUUUUCAGGAAGAGCUCUUCUUUGAAAUCAUCUCCAUCAAAGAAGGGUCGGGUCUCACUGACGGUUCCAAAGUGUGGCGGCCCUGGUGCAGCUUGGUCCGCCAGCCAGCUUACAUCCGAGAGAGACGAGAACAUCUACGACCUGAGAGGCGCUCGCAGCUUCCCAACCCUGGAAGAUGAAGGUAAAUUAGGGCGACCAGAUCUUCCAUGCACACCUCCAUCGUUCGAAGAGGCCACCACGGCGUCCAUCGCCACCACCCUCUCGUCCACCACCUCUCUGUCCAUCCCUGAAAGAUCUCCCUGUGACACAGUCGAGCACCCACGCUACAGGAGACACACCCAGUCUCUCAGCCAUGAUGGAAGGACCCAGGAGGAGCUGCGUGUGCGUGAAGAGGACCAGCAGACCAUCACAGUGGAGGUGGAAUUAAAGAGACGCGACAGUGAGCCCACCAUUUCCAUUCUGCAGGCUUCAUCUGACCCCAGUGAGGCUCAAGAGGAUGAGGCUGCUGCAGUCUCUUCUCCAGUCCUUGAGGCCUCGCCCGCUGCUGUCGCUCAUCCAUCCGAGGCAGCCGGGGACGCUUCAUCCAGUCCCAAACUGGAGGCGGCAGCAGCGGCAGCAGCAGUUGUGGUAGUGGAACCAGACAGGUCCAGCCAUAUGUCAGGCUCAGGGUGCACCAGUCAGGCUUCGGUGGAUGAUGAUGACGAUGUGCCAGUCACCGACAUCUACUUUCCUCCAGAGGACAGGACCUGGGUGUACUCUCCGCUACACUAUGGCUCAGAGUCUAAGGCCCUGCCAGAUGGGAAUUGUGAAAGAGAGACAUAAACCCUGCUCUGUGACUGAAGGGCGUGACGGUCUCAGCAGUGAGGAUCAUUCACCUGAAGUCCAAACCUCCUCAUGGUAGCAGCGGAUUUCUUGUUGUCUCAAGAGGGAUUUUAAAAACGAACCAAGGGGAGAAGUGACUGGAAGGUCCCAGAAAAGGGAAGGGGAGGUGUGAGGAAAACUUCAGUCCCUGCCAUUUUACAUAUGAUACUUGUGUUUACGUGUGACAUAGUACAAGUAAAGUUGUAUGUUAUAUGUUUGGUGUGACACACCACACUAACUUAUGUCGUCUUGCACAUGAACUCAACAUCUAACAAGCCUAUCUUGUUUGUCUCAUGUGCAUUCAUGUGGCAGCCAUAUAGGAGUAGUGUGGAUUUCCAUAGUAACCUAAACAAGACACUUUAUUGCAAUUUUAUUUAGUCACUGUGUUGUCAUGAUAUUAACUCACAUCAAGUCCCCUCAUUUGGGGCAGGUACCUCUCCAAUGUGGCAGCCUCAUACAUGCAUACAUUGGUAAGGAAAAUGGGGCAUUUAGGGACACUCCGCCAUUCCGCCACCCCAUGCAAAGGUCAUGUGGUCGGCCAGUCAAGUUACCUAAUAUUUACAAAACAUGAUGUUUAGGACAGACAUUAUAAAACGCAUGUUGCUUUUAUUUAAGCUUUAUAUCAAAAUGUUUUUUUCAGUAGUACUGUCAACGGAUGUUUAUUUCUUUAAAUUUUUUAUUUUUAUCUUUUUUUGUGUCUGUUUGAUCCAAAGAACCUUGAUUAUAUAACUGCAUCUGCGGGGGAAGAUUAUUCCAGAUCAGACGUUUCACUUUUGAAAUUUCCUCCAAUAGUGGCCUCCACUACAAAAGAUGUUGUGUCUUGGUAAAUUAUGGGGUUGUGAGGAAUAAGCAAAUGGUGGUAGCUGCAACUACCUUGGUUGAUAGACAUUAAAUUGAAGGCUGCUCCUCGCCAAAACAACCUCACCAACCGAGUAAUGUUCAUGGUAUUUCGGAUAAGUGUUACUGCACCCUGUAGUUUCUUGCGCAGUAUUGAAGAUGAGCCCAUCUUUUCCCAUGAUUAGUGUUCCAGUAGAUUGAAAGGUGCUCACUUCACAAUUCUGUGUGCAUCCAUAUUUAUUAGUCUGGUUUGGAAAUAUUGUUUAGUAGUCACAAAAUGAAGACAGUUUUGGCCACUGGUCUCAUUGCCACUGUUUUCAAAAAUAUACUAAUAUUAGUUAAUUGUAUUACAAAUAUACAUUUGUCCAAAUAAAAUUUUGCCUCCCCCUCAACAAAGGCCUUACCCCUGAUAGAGUCCUAGUAAUUGGGAACAAAAGUGAACAAACUUUAACCUUGUAAAAGCGAAUAAACAAUUUUAUUUAUUUAGUUUAAAAGUGUUUAAUGCGUUUGACUGGGAGGGGGAAAUGCCCCUGCCCCAAACCCAACGGCUUACUCGUAAUAGAUGCCUAGUCCUCCCUGUAGUUGAGUGAAUAAACCAACUAUAUGAGAAAACACGUAAAUGAACAUCCCAUGAUAGUCUUCCAGCCUGGCCCGUUGUUUUGGUCAAUUACACUGGCAUUACCAUGUACUUUUACAUAUACAGUACAGUAGUACUGCAAUGUUUUUUUUUACUAUGUUGUCGCCCUAACUUCCACCAGGUAAAUGUUUCCUAAUCUCUCUCUUUGUAGACAUAGCACAUCAGUGGUAGUAUUUGCAGUUCAAAAUCGUAUAUACAUAUAUACCUGUUACUUCUAUAGUAUAUAAAUGAACAGGGAUGAGACACAGUAGUUUUGAAAAGCGAUUGAAUGUUGUUCUACUAACUGUUAUAAAGAAGACCUGAAAAUGGUGGCCAAAAUAAACAUGCAUCACAUGACACAUUUGUGAGAUAAAUAGUUAGACAACAUUGUUUUUGUUUUUUUUGUUUUUUUUUAAUAUCCAAAUCUCUUUGCAUAUUCUAAAAAUCUUCAUGUAAGACUUUUCGUUUUUUACAGUGGGACCUCCCAAGUCAAACAAAAGUAGUGGCUUUCUACCAAAAUUGUAUGUGAUGACAAAGGUAGAACCAGAAAUGGGACCAGAAAUGACUACUAGUUGUUGAUAUAUUUUUUUGUUGAAAGAUAUUUUCCAAAAAAAGAGUCUUGAAAGAGAGAGGAGGCUUAUGUCUUACUGGACAAGGUCGUCUCUAUUUGGGUCCAGCUAGCACAAGCUAAUGAAAAUGACUAGUAGUUGUAAACAAAAUGGCUAUGCCAAGAAACAUUGACUUUUACUGGUUGUUGUUCUAUCAUACAACACUUAUUUCACUUGCAUAACCGUGAGGAAUGUUCAAAUGUUGCUUAAAACAUGGUCCCCACAGUUGGUAAAGGUUUUAGAAUGGCCUCAGCUUGACCUUGAAACAUUAAUGUUUCCAUUGCUUAGAAAUGAGACCGACUGGUUGUGUGACUUUGGAGGUUCCAGUGUAUUUUAAUCUAGUCUCGGAAAUGAUCACUCAGUGUAUGUUUCUGUGUGUUUUAUCUGUAACAGAAGCCACUUUGUUGCUCAUGAUGUGUAAUCAGUGCUGUCAUCAGAUGGUGACCAUAGCAGCAAUAUUUCCUUAUUUCAUUUGAAUUGCCUUAUUAUGGAAGAAAUGUAAAUGUAAUACCAUUGUUUAUUUAUAUAUUCUUUUUUUUUCCACAUGUGCAGUCGUAUUUAUUUUUCUUUCUCAUAGUUGUGCUCCUGAGAAUGUGUACAUAGAAAUUCUAAAUACAUAUAUAAAGAUAUACAAAUAUAUUUUCCAUCAGAAUUUGAGAAUAUUAUUUUUGUUUGGUUUUAUUUUUGCUGCUCGACAAAGAGAUAGUUUACUGAGUCAUAUUCCUCAGUGUGUUUACUGAGAAGCAGCAGAUGUGUAUUUAUGGUGUGUGACCACAUCACAGCUGUUUCUUUGUAAAACAAGCCAAAACGAUUUGUGGGUUUUACUGUACAUGCAAAUCAGUAGGGAUUCUUCCAAAGUGUUCAAGCUGUGUUGUGUGUGUUUUGUGUGUGUGUUUUCCAGUCGCCGUGUGUUCCUCCCUUCUUCCAAUCGGAAGAGUCCUUCACAGAGACAUAGCAUGGUUUCAAAAUGAAUAAUGCAGAUCAGAAUUGUGUAUUUAUGUAUAUCUGUGUAUAUUCAUCUAUUUAUACCAGAGGAUAAAUAGAUGGCUGUAAGUGUGUGUGUGUGUGUGUGUGUGCGCGCGUGCUUGCACGCACGUGUGUGUGUCGGGACUCAAUCAGAAUGAAUAGAAAAUAAAGCAGUUCUAUGAAUUGUC